Molecule: messenger RNA, 1845 nt
Organism: Trichobilharzia regenti
Lineage: Eukaryota; Metazoa; Platyhelminthes; Trematoda; Strigeidida; Schistosomatidae
Source: the annotation of a GenBank genome assembly
AUCUAAAACUAUGCUUUAUCAGUAAGAUUAUCUUAACUCACUUCAACACUAUUAAAACUGUUAUUAUAACUAUUACUAUUGAUAUUAGUCUGUUUGCAAUUCUCCUUAUAUUCCCUAGUGACUAAUUGUUUAUCUAAGUGAUGUAAUUGAAGCGUAAUGCAAUUUAUCUUAAUUUUGAUCUCUCAUACUCUCUCUCCCCUUAUCUAUUUGAACAUGACCUGGAAAACAUUCGCACGUGUCUUUCUGCAUGAUUAAUUCAAUGUAGUUUGUUUACUUAUCAGUCUUAUAUCUCCCAAUGUAAUUUCAAAAGUAUAUAUAUCCGUGUAUGUAGAGUAUUCAGCUGACGAGUUCUACUGAAAUUUGAUGAAUUCAUUUAAUCCUGCUUGAUUAGCCUUUAUUGGUUGUUUCAAAUUCGUAUCGGGAAAUAAAUGUUUUCUAAUUAUUAUUAUUACUAUUUCCUGUCUACCAUAAAUAUUAUUAUUAUAUCUUUUAAUUCCCAGAGGAAUAUAGGGCUCCAGCUGCCAUCUUCAUUGCCUUCUGUUUUCUGCCAACGUUUUCACCCCGCUCCAAGUCUGCCCACAUGCUUUCAUCUCAUCUUCACAUGACCUCCAAGUCACCCUUGCACUUACGACCAACUCGCCGCUUCCCUCUCGGGUUCCACUCGAGGGCUUGUCUAGUGAUGUCACUUGAUGGUUUCCUCAGCGUAUGGUCAAUCCAUCUCCAUUUCUUCCUGCCUAUCUGUUUCACAAUCGGUUCCUGGUUGGUUCGCUCCCAAAGAUCCCUGUUGCUGAUCUUUUCUGGCCAUCUGAUCUUGAGUAUUGAGCGAAGGCAACUGUUAAUGAAUAUAUAUACAUAUAUAUAUGUAAAACCGUUUUAUCAUCAUCAUCAAGUCAUUUAUAAAUAUCAGUAGUUAUGUCAACUAGACGACGACUUGUCGACAUUGGUGCUAAUCUAACCGAUAAAGUCUUUACAGGAAUCUAUCGUGGUGUUGUUCAUCAUCAAAACGAUUAUCAGAAUGUUUUAUCACGAGCUAGAAAAUGUGGUGUAGAGAAAAUCAUUAUUACUGGAGGUUCACUUACUGACAGUUUAGAGGCGAUUUCUCUGUGCCAAAAUGAAGCAAAUCUCUUCUGUACAGUCGGUUGUCAUCCUACAAGAUGUUUAGAGUUCAACGAGAAUCCAAAUGACUACCUGACAAAAUUAAAAAGCCUUAUUUUAACCACUACCAAGAAGAAGGUGGUUGCUGUCGGCGAAUGUGGUUUAGAUUAUGAUCGGGUGGAGUUUUGUCCAAUAGAUAUUCAGAAAAAAUAUUUUGAUAUACAACUUCAACUGGCUAGUGAUGUUCAAUUGCCAAUGUUUUUACACUGUCGUGCUGCACAUGAAGAUUUUUUAGAGAUGCUGAAAUCGGCUAAAGAAAAAUACUUUAAGGAUGUCUCAUUACGCGGUGUUGUUCAUUCAUUUGAUGGAACUGGCGAAAUGGUAAAACACUUUACUGAUAUGGGACUAUACAUUGGUAUAAAUGGUUGCAGUUUAAAGAAUCAGGAUAAUUUAGAGGUGGUACGGAAAAUUCCCCUUAAUCGGCUACUCCUAGAAACAGAUGCUCCAUGGUGUGAUAUUAGGCGAACUCAUGCAGGUUAUUCAUUUGUCAAGACGCAUCCAACUUAUCGUAAACAUACAUCAUGGGAUGAAGAUUGUAUGAUAAAAGGACGUAAUGAACCUGCUAAUCUAGUUCAGGUACUAGAAGUUGUCGCGGGUAUAAGAGAAAUAAGUGAAGAAGAGUUGGCUGAGGCAACUUAUCAAAAUGCUGUUGAUCUUUUUUCAUUGUAAAUAUAAAUAUGAUGAAUGGAA